Molecule: messenger RNA, 2691 nt
Organism: Peronospora matthiolae
Lineage: Eukaryota; Oomycota; Peronosporomycetes; Peronosporales; Peronosporaceae
Source: the annotation of a GenBank genome assembly
AUGUUGGCCAUCGGCUUUAAGCUCAGCGACACGUCGACGGCUUCGCUUCGCAGCGCACUGGAUGAGUUCCUGGACAGAGAGUUCGCUUCCGGGACGGGCGCUGAUCAGAAGGCUACGCACAAGGCCGCACUGGACGAGUUUGCGCAGCUCAAGACUGAUGUGGAUCUAGUGCGCACGCCAUCUGCCACUUCCCGUCACGUGCUUUUGCGCUACUACGCACAGCUAGAGAAGAUGUCGCAGCGCUUUACGAGCGACAGCGGCUCGUCGGUGAACUCUUCUGUGCGCACGCCUCUGCAGCUGCAGUUCACAUGGAAUGACUCGUUCUGUCCACGCAAGAAGAGUACGCAGACGGGUCUGACGUUCGAGAAAGGCGCUGUUAUGUUCAAUAUAGGGGCUUUGGAAAGUCAGUUGGGCGUCGAGACAGACCGCAGCACAGUUGAAGGGCUCAAGACGGCCUGCCAUCACUUUAUGAAAGCAGCUGGAGCUUUCGCAGAGGUGAAGGACACAAUUGUAGAUCGGACGGUGGGUGUCAGAACGCCUGACAUGAGCUCGGAAGGACUCGGGAUGCUUAUGUACUUGAUGUUGGCUCAAGCUCAAGCUUGUUUCUACGAGAAAGCGAUUAAAGACCAGAUGAAGGAUGCGAUCAAAGCGAAGCUCGUGCAACAAGCAUUGGACUACUACGUCUCAGCACUCGAAUUUUGUCGCUCGCCUACGUUAGUGGGAGCUAUUGACAGGUCGUGGGGUAUGCAUCUGCAGUUUCAAGUUCAUUGCCUGCUUGCAGCUACGCAAUAUUGGCAAGGAAAGGCGUCCAAAGCAGCAGCACUAGAUCGAGGACGGGGUUACGGAGAAGAAAUUACGCGACUGGUUGUUGCAGAUGCGGAGUGUAGUGAGGCUUGCAAAUUGGCGACGCAGAAUAAACUACCUAUAUCGCUGUUGGAGUCGGCGCAAGCGUUACAGCGCUUGGUGCGGGAACACCUUGAGGCAGCAAGAAAAGACAAUGCCAGCGUAUAUUUGGAGAACGUGCCCAAGUUUUCCGAGCUACCAGUAGUGGGAAAAGCUGCCAUGGUCAAACCGGUACCGCUCAAGACCGAUGAGAUGCAGCAGGAACUUAGAGGUGUUGACAUCUUUGGGCAAUUCAUACCGAAACGUCUGCUACUGCGCGCUGACGAUGCAAAACGAGAGGUUAAAGCAAUGCUGGACCAAAUGGCGGCGAAAAUAUCGACGAGCAACGAAGCUGCUAAAGAGAGACUCCACUCCAUGGAGCUUCCUGCCUCUAUCGAAGCUUUCGAAAAGACCAGCGAUAAUGGUAUUCCUCGCACGAUAUGGCAGCGCAUUCAAAACGUCCAGUCAAGCACGGCUUCUACUGCGAUGCUUACCAGUGGAUCAAACGAGCACGUGGUAGCGGCUUUUAUUGAACAACAACUUCAUGAAAAUCAAAGUAUGUCUGACAAGGCCGAAAAGAUGCUGCGUAUGAUUGAGUUAAGCCUGAACCAAGAAGAAGUCGAAGACAACUUGUGUUUGCAGAAUUACGGUGAGAAGAAGUGGGGUCGCCCUCCGUCGUCCAUGCUGAACCAAAGCUUUCGAGCAGAUAUUGAUCGGUAUUGCCGAUUGAUAACGGAGGCCAAAGCAUCUGACGGUAUAGUUCAAGAGAAGCUUGACGAAAAUCAGGAGUAUCUUGGAGCAUUGUUGCGAUCCAAGGUCAGCCUUGAUCAAGAGUUACCGGAGCUACAACAUGAUGAUUCUAGCUGUAAAGAGGAUAUUGAGCAAGUAUCAUCGCUGUUGUUGCGGCUUGGGCAGCUUGUGGAGGAAAAAGACCAGGUUCUACAUGAUUUUAGGGGAUCUUUCGAAAGGUUCAAUGCUCUUCCUGCGCUGCUGAGUGAAGAUGUACUUGAUGAUGCCUCCGUUGUAACCGCGCUCGAAACUGAGAAGCAAUUCUUCCGUGAUCAUUUUGAGCAGAAAAUCUUCACUAUAUGUGAGGCAGAGCAGGCUUUGCUCAUUGACUUGGUGGAGGCCAAUGCCCGUUUUGAAUUGAAGAAAGAGGCUGAUCACAUGUUACGAGAGCGCCAGAAAUUUCUUCAGCGUCUGAAUGAUGCUGUUGACGUUUUUGAACAACUUGAAUGGCACGUGAAAGAAGGUGCGACGUUUUAUGGGGAGCUCAGCGCUCGAAUCUCGCAGUUGCACCAAACCGUUGCAGACCACUGUUCCGCGCGAGAGCUUGAAAAACGCGAGCUGGAGAUGAAUUUGACUGCUGACGAAGCAAUGCUACAGCGCGAAUCGAACGAUGCAGCUUUGGCCCAGAAGAUGAUAGAGGAUAUGAAUAUUCGCAAUGUAGCUACUGGGCCAAGUGCGAAUGAUGAGGAAUUAGCUCGUCGAUUGGCAGGAAGCACUCCACAGUAUUACCGGCCGGCACAGCAAGGACCGGUGCCCCCUUCAUACGAUUGGGCGAUAUUGCAGUCUCAGCAGCACCAACCAUAUGUGCACGCACCGUCCCAGCAGUCUCAACGCCUGCCUUCCUACCAAACUUUCUCAGCGGCAUCUGCUCCGCCUUCUGCACGCGAAAGUAGCUACAGUCAGCCACCGCAGCAACGAGACGCGCCACAGACAAGCAAUUUUUACCGAUAUCCCGGGCAGCACCAGCAGCCUCAGUACAGUCCACUUUUCCCGCCUGGUCCAGCUGGAGACUCCGUAUAG